CGGGGAAUUGCGGUGGUAAAUAUUUAUCCGUAGAUAAAUACUACGACUUCCCCGGCCCGGUGGUCUCGAAUCUUCAGUAUCCUAUCUCCAGCAUCACAUCUCUAGCCAACAACACACUCCCACGCAACCACAGCCGCCACCGGAAAUGUCACUCCGCACGAGCUUCGAAUGGGCGACGCACACCUACCAGUCGACGCCCGCAACCGAACUCGACAUCUUCAAGCCGAGCACGCACACGUCCUCCUCACCUCCCCGGAAGACGCUGAUCAUGUUCCACGGCGGUGGUCUCGUCACCGGUCAGCGGCAGGGUAUGGUGCCUGAGGAUGUCGCGAUCCCCCUACUUGUGAGCGGGUGGAUCGUGAUUUCCGCCGAUUACUCUUUAUUCCCGCAAGCCGACGGGCUCUCCCUCCUGCGCGACAUAUCUGCGCUCGAGACGUGGCUCACCACCCACGCCUCCGCGGAGGGAAUCGACACCACCCACGUCGCGGUCAUCGGUGCGAGCGCCGGUGUUUUCCUUGCUGUGCUUGCCGCCGCGCACUGGAAGACGGUGAGGCCACAGGCACUGCUAGAUUAUUACGGAAUGCUGGACCUGGGGGCGCCGUGGUACUCAGCGGACAAGUCUUCUUCGCCGCCGGUGGUGAUCGGGAUCCCGACUGAUGAUUUGGAAGAGGCGGAGUUUGCAGCGAUCCUGGGGAGUAACGAGGUGUUGACGAAUGAUCUGGUCGUUUUCGGGGUGACCCCCCCGGGCGGCAGGUUUAGGUUUUUCCUUUGGGCGGUGAAGCAGGGGGUCUUGCUGGAUUUUUUGUUUGGCAGGCAUCAAAGCCAGAGGGAGAGGGGUAUGACAGAGGUACCGGAGGAUAUGCACUCACAGCUGCUGCCGUUUGACUUGGUGAAGAGUAUGCCGCCUACUUGGGUCAUUCAUGGUGGUGCGGAUAGUGUGGUCCUGCCGACGGACUCGAGGAGGUUCGUGGAGUUGCUGAAGGCGGAGGGAAUUCAGGUCGAGUACACGGAGGUGGAAGGCGCGGAUCAUGGUUUGGUUGGCGUUCCACCUCGACAGGGAGUUGAGCAGGCUGUGGAGUUCCUCGAGAAGUGGGUGGUGUAGGCAUGUCGAUAGAUUGCGGUUUCCUUUGUCGUGUAUGACGUGUAUGUAGUCUUGAUGAUAGAGUGCGUUUUCAUUCAAUGAUAC
Messenger RNA from Tricharina praecox, 1186 nucleotides. Its product is annotated as Alpha/Beta hydrolase protein. Lineage: Eukaryota; Fungi; Ascomycota; Pezizomycetes; Pezizales; Pyronemataceae. The coding region runs from base 146 to 1102 and encodes 318 amino acids. The transcript has a single exon. The record is from RefSeq and is a predicted model, not a curated record. Gene Ontology annotation, molecular function: serine-type peptidase activity. Gene Ontology annotation, biological process: proteolysis.